ACCAAACACUAUGUCAGCUACAAGACUUUUCUGGCCUGUGGAUUCGAAUCUGAAAGCUAAAUCGGAUUAAAUAAUAUCACAUUCAUUUGAUUAGCCUUACUGUUAAGAAGUAGAAACACAUGACACCAAGCAAAUCGUGCUUUUGUUAUCCACGAUUUCUGGAAGUCAUCAGCAACCAACGUUGAUAAAAAGCCAGAAGCAAACAAGGGAGAUUGCUUGAAGAUGGAAAUUUUCAUGACGAGCUUCGUUCUUUCCUCUAUUUUCGCAGUAGCUCUUACAGCAAUAUUGCUGUGGAAGGGAUCUAAAUCGGGUCAGAGGAAGCUAUUACCGUCCCCACGGAAGUUACCAAUAAUUGGACAUUUGCAUCAUCUGAGUGGUGCUCCACCCCAUCAUGCUCUCAGAACAUUAUCUCAGAAAUAUGGUCCUCUUAUUCACUUGUGGCUAGGAGAGAUUCCUGCAAUCGUUGUGUCGUCUCCACGAUUAGCCAGGGAGGUAACAAGAACUCAAGAUAUCGCUUUAGCGAACCGGCCUGAGUUUCUGGUAGGAAAAAUCCUGUGCUACAACUCUACAGAUAUUGCCUGUGCUCCAUACGGCGAGUAUUGGAGACAAAUACGCAAAAUCUGCACAUUGGAACUCCUCACUGCGAAAAAUGUCCGGGCAUAUGGCUCGAUUAGGCACGAAGAAGCUUUGAAUCUCAUCUCAUCUAUUAAAGCACUUGUUGGUCAUUCUGCAGCAAUUGACUUGACAGAGAAACUGGCAGAGUACACUAGUUCCACGGUGGUCAGAACAGCAUUUGGGAAAGUUAGCAAAGAUGAUCACAAUGCAUUCUUAGAGCUCGUCAGGGAAGCAACUCCACUUUCCAGCGCCUUUGAAAUUUCUGAUCUGUUUCCGUCUCUGAAAAUACUCCAUCCUUUCCUUUCCAUCAGGAGUAAAUUGAUGAAGAUCCAUUACAGGCUGGACAGACUGUUGGACAACAUUAUUGAUCAGUACGAAAAGUUAGGACAAACAAAAACAUCAAACGAAGAUCUGCUUGAUGUUUUAAUAAGAGUCAAGCACAACAAUGACCUUCAAGUUCCGAUUACAAGGGACAAUAUCAAAGCUAUUAUGCAUGAUAUUUUUACCGCAGGAACAGAAACUACCUCCUCGACACUGGAUUGGGCAAUGGUUGAGUUGAUUAGACAUCCUGAGGUGAUGGCCAAGCUCCAGAACGAGAUAAGAACAGUUUUUGGGGAAAAGGAGACAAUCGAAGAGGCUGACAUCCAAGAAAUAGGAUACUUAAAAUCAGUGGUUAAAGAAACUCUCAGGCUUCACCCGCCAGUCCCUUUAUUGGUUCCAAGAGAAAGCCGGGAACAGACCGAGAUUGAUGGUAAUAUCAUCCCUGCCAAAACCCGAGUAUUAGUUAAUGCCUGGGCGAUUGGAAGAGAUCCUCAGUAUUGGGAUGAUCAAGAAAGUUUUAAACCAGAGAGAUUUGAGGGCAGUGACAAAGAUUUCGCAGGAAAUCACUUCGAAUAUAUACCAUUUGGCGCGGGAAGAAGGAUGUGCCCGGGAAUGUCUUUUGGUCUCGCUAGUCUCUAUCUUCCAUUGGCUCUUUUCCUCCAUCACUUUAACUGGAAACUCCCAAACGGCGUCAACCCUGAGGAUUUAGACAUGGGAGAGAAUGUUAGCAUAGCUACAUCAAGAACAAAUCAUCUUCUCCUCAUCCCAUCAUUGCAUCAGCCAUUUCAAACCUCAGGCAGAUGAAGGUUGCGCUUUGAGAGCAAUUAAUAAUUCAAGCUAAUGGCUUUAUCAUUGCAAUAUUACUCAUCCUAGUUGAUAAAUGGCAUGAAAUGUGAGCAUUUCUUCUUUACUUUAUGUUUCUGCUCAGACAAAACAUGAUCAAUUCAUCCUUUAUUUAUCGAUCUAGCAUUCAUUAUAGAGUGAUCUUGUAAUGAAAACCAUGUUAGUAAAUAAAAAUGCUGAACACUAUUACACUAAAGUUAGGAUCGCACCGUGGUUUAUGCAAAAACUUGAAAGGCAAUAAAAGCAGUUAAGACCAUAUCAUAUCUCCCUAAAA
This is a messenger RNA of Oldenlandia corymbosa var. corymbosa, 2053 nucleotides long. Lineage: Eukaryota; Viridiplantae; Streptophyta; Magnoliopsida; Gentianales; Rubiaceae. The record is from the annotation of a GenBank genome assembly.